GACGAUUAUUUCCGCACUUGGAAUCCAGGAAAGGCCUUCGAUCAGGCUUUAGACCCAGCUAAAGAUCCAUGCUUAAAGAUGAAAUGUAGUCGCCAUAAAGUAUGCAUUGCUCAAGAUUCUCAGACCGCAGUCUGCAUUAGUCACCGGAGGCUUACGCACAGUAUGAAAGACGCAGGAGCAGGCCGUAAGCAGUGGAGGGGCCCUGUCUCAUCCGCCUGCAAGCAGUGCCCAGCGGUCUAUUCCAGCCCCGUUUGUGGCUCAGAUGGUCAUACCUACUCUUCACAGUGCAAACUAGAAUAUCAGGCAUGUGUCUUAGGAAAACAGAUCUCAGUCAGGUGUGAAGGCCAUUGUCCGUGUCCUUCUGAUAAGUCAGCAAGUACAAGCAGAAAUGUUAAGAAAGUGUGUAGUAGCCUGGAGUUCAGGGAGCUGGCAAACAGGUUGCGGGACUGGUUCAAGGCCCUUCAGGAGAGUGGGAGCCAGACCCAGAAGACGAAAGCCUUCCUGAGGACUGAGCGGAGCAGAUUUGAUACCAGCAUUUUGCCAAUUUGCAAGGAUUCACUUGGCUGGAUGUUUAACAGACUUGAUACAAACUAUGACCUGCUACUGGACCAGUCAGAGCUCGGGAGCAUUUACCUUGAUAAGAAUGAACAGUGCACGAAGGCAUUCUUCAAUUCCUGCGACACAUACAAGGACAGCUUGAUAUCUAACAACGAAUGGUGCUACUGCUUCCAGAGACAGCAAGACCCACCUUGCCAGACAGAGCUCAGCAACAUUCAGAAGCGGCAAGGAAUAAAGAAGCUCCUAGGACAGUACAUACCCUUGUGUGAUGAAGAUGGUUACUACAAGCCAACACAGUGUCAUGGCAGUGUUGGGCAGUGCUGGUGUGUUGACAGAUAUGGAAAUGAAGUCAUGGGAUCCAGAACAAAUGGUGUUGCAGGUUGUGCUAUUGACUUUGAGAUCUCUGGAGAUUUUGCAAGUGGAGAUUUCCAUGAAUGGACUGAUGAUGAGGAUGAUGAAGAUGACAUAAUAAAUGAUGAAGAUGAAAUGGAAGAUGAUGAUGAAGACGAAGGGGAUGAUGAUGAUGAUGAUGGUGAUGAUCAUGAUGGCUACAUUUGAUGGGAGCCGAGAUCAAAUAAAUUUCACAUUUCUAUUAUUUACAGAGUGAGAGCUUAUUGAGAAUUACCUUCAUGCCCCCAAAUAAAAUGAUUCUAAAACUCA
Molecule: messenger RNA, 1218 nt
Organism: Miniopterus natalensis
Lineage: Eukaryota; Metazoa; Chordata; Mammalia; Chiroptera; Miniopteridae
Source: RefSeq, a predicted model, not a curated record